Messenger RNA from Cryphonectria parasitica EP155, 1971 nucleotides. Its product is annotated as family 90 glycosyltransferase. The transcript has 2 exons. The record is from RefSeq and is a predicted model, not a curated record. Lineage: Eukaryota; Fungi; Ascomycota; Sordariomycetes; Diaporthales; Cryphonectriaceae. Bases 1 to 1971 code for a protein of 656 amino acids.
AUGCUGCUCUCAUACCCCAACCGACCACGGCUGUUCAUCUUGGCUGCCAUAACAUGCCUCUUCACGGGGUAUAUUCUCCUCUGCUAUCCCGGCGGCUCCGACACGCUGGCGCGACCCAACAUCUGGCCUGUGAGCAGCCUCAGCUCGUCCUUCUCGUCACUGGGUGCAGCAGAAAAAGAAGGGCCACAACGACCGUUGGCACAGCUCCCCCAGGACAACCACCCGAUCUCACGACUGAUCCGAGAUGCACACAACACCUACAUGGACCUCGUGCAAAACAGAUCCCACACGGUCGAGGAGGCAGCAGCGCGGUACCGCCUGCGACGGGGGCGCCACCCGCCGCCCGGGUUUGAUGUGUGGUUCCAGGCAACAAAGCAACACGACGCCGUGGUGGUGGAGGAGUUCUUUGACCGGAUCUACCGCGACAUUGGGCCCUUUUGGGCGCUGAACCCGGUCGAGCUGCGGCGCAUGGCCCACGCGACACCACAGGUGAUCCGCGUGCGCGGCGGCAACGCGACCUUUGAGACGGACGACCCGCACCGGCCGCCCUUUAUCCAGCUGUGGACGGACCUGGUGCGCGAGAUGGCGCACGCGCUGCCCGACCUGGACAUGCCCGUCAACGUCAUGGACGAGAGCCGCGUGCUGGUGCCGUGGGAGAAGAUGGCGGGCUAUGUCGGGCGCGAGGUGCGCAGCAGGGAGGUGUUCCCGGCCGAGCAGGCCAUCAACGCGUACACGAGCCACAGCGCCCUCGACUCGGGCAGUGUGCGCUUCCAGCCGCAGUGGGUGACGGACGACGCACACCGAUACUGGGACCACAUGCGCGCGGCGUGUCCGCCCCACAGCCCGGCCAGGGCCGUCGGGGCGCUGCCGAGCUCGGCCAGGCCCAUCGACGAGCUGUACCCGAUCGGCCCCCUGCCGUACACGCGCGAAGGGUUCGUGGCCAACUUCUCGGCGAGCAUGGACGCGUGCUGGCAGCCGCACAUGCGCGGCAUGCACGGCACCUUUGUCGAGAGCGUCAGCAUGUCGACGGUGCACGAGCUCGUGCCCAUGUUUGGCGGGUGCAAGCUGCCGCAGAACAACGAAAUCCUGCUGCCCGGCGCCAUGUACCUGACAGAUGACCCCUUCUACGCAGGAGGCCGCGACAAAAACCUUGCCUGGGCCGACAAGAAGGAUGGCGCUGUGUGGCGCGGCGUGGCCAGCGGUGGGCGCAACCGGCCGGACAACUGGUGGCAUCUUCAUCGCCACAGGUGGCUGCAGGUCAUGAACGGAUCGACGGUGCGGCGCGUCCAGGCCGGUGAAGAGGCGGCGGGUCCUACAUUUCGGCUGCCGCCGCAGGGGUCAGUGUACAGAGAGGUGACGGCGGCCAAGGAGACCACAGAACGGGCCAUCGGCGACUGGCUCGAGGGCGUGGCAGACGUGGGCUUCAACAACCUCGAGUGCUACCCGAUCACGCGCGACGAGGAAGGCCGGCAGGAAGACCUGGGCUGCGAACACACGGGUAGCUACUUUGCCGUGUCGGCCAUGGUGCCCAUGACGGAGCAGUAUAGCUACAAAUACCUCCCCGACGUGGACGGGCACAGCUACAGCGCGCGGUGGCGGGGCAUCCUGCGUAGCUCGAGCUGCCCCCUCAAGGCGACGCUGUACGCCGAGUGGCACGACGACCGCCUCGUGCCGUGGGUGCACUUUGCACCCUUUGACAGCAGCUAUCAGGACAUCUGGGCGGUGCUGUCGUAUUUCUUGGAUGGGCACGACGCCGAGGGAGAGAGGAUCGCCAGGGCGAGCAAGGAGUGGGCCGCCAAGGUGCUGCGGAGGGAGGAUAUGAUGUUGUAUGUGUGGAGGCUGUUGUUGGAGUAUGCCAGGGUCAUGGACCCCAAGAGGGACAGGCUUGGCUUUGUGAACGAUCUGGAGGUGGCGACCAAGAAGAAUGGAAAGAACAAGAUGAAGAAGCCGUCCUGGAAGAUCGACUGGUAA